GUUCGAAAUGGUGUCAACAAAUACACAUAUUUUUGUCCAUGUAUUAGCUGCGAUAAGGAUAAGCAGAUCGAUAGCGGUCAUUCAGCUACUCUCCAGCGAAUUCUGUAUGGUAUAGUACCACUCUUAGACAAUGUGAACAGUACAGGAGACACUUGUUAACAACCUUCCAGUGAACUGUACAGGAGACACUUGUUAACAACUUUCCAGUGAACUGUACAGGAGACACUUGUAAACAACCUUCCAGUGAACUGUACAAGAGACACUUGUUAACAACCUUCCAGUGAACUGUACAGGAGACACUUGUUAACAACCUUCCAGUGAACGGUACAGGAGACACUUGUAAACAACCUUCCAGAGAACUGUACAGGAGCCACUUGUUAACAACCUUCCAGGGAACUGUACAGGAGACACUUGUAAACAACCUUCCAGAGAACUGUACAGGAGACACUUGUUAACAUCCUUUCAGUGAACUGUACAGGAGACACUUGUACACAACCUUCCAGUGAACUGUACAGGAGACACUUGUUAACAACCUUUCAGUGAACUGUACAGGAGACACUUGUAAACAACCUUCCAGUGAACUGUACAGGAGACAAAUGUAAACAACAAAAUCAUCAUACCAUUCAUUUUCUACUUGGAUGAUAAAUGCUUCAAAAAUUGGAAUGAUUUUGUACAAACAUUCUGCUGUGCCUUUAAUUUUGUAGUAUUUAUAAAACAACUUACACAAUAACUCUGGCAAAAUGGAGGAAACAAACAACGUUAAGUGUGAUGUUUGUGGUAGAAUGUUUCGUAAUAAAGAUAUCUUAAUACACCACCAAUAUACACAUACAGGAGAGAAGCCUUACAAGUGUGAUGUCUGUGGUAAGGGGUUUAGUCAACAAUCUACCCUUAAUAAGCACCUCAGGAAACAUACUGGUGUGACACCUUACACGUGUGAUGUCUGUGGUAAGGGAUUUAAUCAAAUUUCUACCCUCAAUAUACACUUCAGGGUCCAUACAGGAGAGAAGCCUUACAAGUGCGACGUCUGUGAUAAAGGAUACAGUCAUUCAUCAAACCUUCAGGAACAUAUAAAAAUUCAUACUGGAGAAAACUCUUACAAGUGUGAUGUCUGUGGAAAGGUAUUUACUAAUCAAUUUAAACUAAAGACACACUCUAGAACACACUCGGGAGAGAAGCCUUUCAAGUGUGAUGUCUGUGGAAACCGUUUUAGUCAAUCACCUGACCUACAGAGACAUUUAAGGACACAUACAGGAGAGAAGUCCUACAAAUGCGAUACUUGUGGUAAGGAAUUUAUUCAUCAAUGUAACCUACAGAAUCAUUUCCGGAUGCAUACAGGAGAGAAACCCUUCAAGUGUGAUGUCUGUGGUAAGAAGUUUGGUCAAUCACCUUACCUGCAGAAACACAUUAAAACACAUACAAAAGUAAAGCAUUACCAGUGCGAUGUCUGUGGUGAGGGAUUUAGUCAGGCCCCUCGCCUGCAGGCACAUAUCAGGACACAUACAGGAGAAAAGCCCUACAAGUGUGAUGUCUGUGGUAAGGAUUUCCAUCAUCCAUCUUAUCUACAAAGACAUUUCAGGACGCAUACAGGAGAGAAGCCCUACAAGUGUGAUAUCUGCGAUAAGAAAUUUAGUCAAUCACCAGAUUUGCAGAUACAUUUCAGGAUACAUACAGGAGAGAAGCCAUACAAGUGUGAUAUCUGUGGUAAGGGGUUUAGUCGAUCUAACGUGCUACAGAUACAUAGCAGAAUACAUACUGGAGAGAAGCCAUACAAGUGCGAUGUCUGUGGUAAGGGGUUUAGUCGAUCUCACGUGCUACAGAAACAUAUCAGGAUACAUACAGGAGACAAACCUUACACGUGUGAUGUCUGUGGGAAGGGAGUUCAUCAUCCAUCUGGUCUACAGAGACAUAUCAGGACACAUACAGGAGAGAAGCCUUACAAGUGUGAUGUCUGUGGUAAAGGGUUUACUCAAUCACAUGACCUACAGAGACAUAUCAGGACACAUACAGGAGAAAAACCAUACAAGUGUGAUGUCUGUGGUAAACAAUUUAGUGAAUCAUCUACACUUCGGAAACAUGCUAGGGUACAUAUAGGAGAGAAACAUUACAAGGGUGAAGUUACGUACGGGGUUUAGUUUGACAUCUAACCAGCAGGCACAUAUUAGGACACCAAGAAUACCCACAGGUACAUGUACUAGCCUCAUCUGUUAAUACACCUUUGAUAUAAACCUUGACAGUUGAGGCUAGUAUCUGUAGAAAACCCACAAGUAUAUGUACUAGCCUCAUCUGUUAAUACACCUUUGAUAUAAACCUUGACAGUUGAAUACCCACAAGUAUAUAUGUACUAGCCUCAUCUGUUAAUACACCUUUGAUAUAAACCUUGACAGUUGAAUACCCACAAGUAUAUAUGUAGUAGCCUCAUCUGUUAAUACACCUUUGAUAUAAAGCUUGACAGUUGAGGCUAGUAUCUGUAGAUAACCCACAAGUAUAUGUACUAGCCUCAUCUGUUAAAACACUUUUAAUAUAAACCUUGACAGUCGAAGCUAGCACCUGUGGAAAUAACCAUUUAAUUUUAAUUUCAAUGGUAAUGGUAAGAUGCAAAUGACACACAUGCCUCGAGAGGAGCCUUUCACGUGUUGUCUGUGGUAGGGAAGGCAUAUAAUAUAACCUUCAGAAACAUUUCAGGAUUUCUAAGUCUUUGCUAAGAAACUUCAUGAUAAUUUCUGACCUACAGAGACAUUUCAGUAUACCUCCCGGAGAGUAGCCUUGUGAUGUUUGUGGUAAGGAUUUUAGUCGCUCACUGAUGAUUGACUAAAGAAACAUUCCAAGACACACUGAUUGUGAUGUCUGUAGUAAAUGAUUUUCUCUCGCACUACGAUUCACACAAGAACAUCUACAAGUGUGACGGCUGUGGUAGGAGAUUUGUAAUAAACAUUACAAAUCAAAUUUCUUACCUUUCACAUUUUAGGUCAGACACCUAAGACAAUCUUUACAAGUGUCAGUGUUGAGGAAUAUAACUGGAUAAUUUACACUGACAUAUCGGGACAAGUAACGAGAUCAAACUAGUAUACGAUUGUAAUGUCGACUGGCAGGAGUCGGUGUUUCAAUAAUUUACAGGAGACAUGUUAAAUAUGUGAUGACUGCGAUUUUACUCCAUCCUUCAAUCUACAGACACAUCUGGAGAACCAAAGUGGAGACAGUCGUUACAAAUAUCGAUAGGAAGGACUCAAAUGAAGCUAUAUUUACAGUAAUUUCUAAAGUAAGUAAGCAACUAGGAGAGAAUCCCCACUGAAGUAUAUCAGAAUACACAAUGCCAUACAGGAAAGAAACCUGGCAAUUGUUGAUGUCUGUAGUUAGGAUAUGUUUGUGUGAUUCGUCUAAUUCAGGAAGAUGUCUAAAAAGACAUUGUGAUAAUUAUAGGACUAUGAAUUAGUAAGGUUGAUAUUUUGACUACUUUUUAACGCACAAAUGGUUUAGUACGUAAACACUUUAAUGAUUCUCUGAAAUAUGUCUGCAGUCCAAAAUAUUAAACAAAACAAUGACAUCACAUUUGAUGAUCCUUACAAAUGUGAUGCCAUUGUUUUGGUUAAUAUUUUGAACUGCAGACAUAUUUGAGGACAUCAGAAAAUUAUUAAAGUGUAAUAAACCAUUACUGUGUUAAAAGGUGGCAAAAUAUCAAACUCACUAAUUCAUUGCAAAAGAGUUAGAACAAAAUGUUGACAAUGAUUUAAUUGUUUUGUAAUUCAAACCUCAUCAACUCUCGUCGCCAAAAAAAUGAAAAUAAAAUAAAAUAAAGCAAAUC
Molecule: messenger RNA, 3799 nt
Organism: Mizuhopecten yessoensis (Yesso scallop)
Lineage: Eukaryota; Metazoa; Mollusca; Bivalvia; Pectinida; Pectinidae
Product: zinc finger protein 226-like
Exons: 2
Coding region: 741-2132 (463 amino acids)
Biological process (GO): regulation of transcription by RNA polymerase II
Molecular function (GO): RNA polymerase II cis-regulatory region sequence-specific DNA binding; DNA-binding transcription factor activity
Source: RefSeq, a predicted model, not a curated record